UCACCAAGGACGCCAGAGCCCACAGGUGUAGUUUUGUUUCUGAGUUUGGAUCUUAUUGUAACUGCUGAUGGUUAUGACAAACCCGGACCUGGAUCUCCCUCCACUGUACCUGCAGAGACGCGCUGUGAACAAGACAGGCCUUCCCCAACCACAGCGCCGCCGCCUGCACCACCCAGCCCCUCGCCCUCACCCGUGCCCGAGAGCCCCUCUGUGAAGAAGUACAACGUGAGCGGCACCAACGGGACCUGCCUGCUGGCCAGCAUGGGGCUGCAGCUGAACCUCACCUACGAGAGGAAGGACAACACGACGGUGACAAGGCUUCUCAACAUUAACCCCAACAAGACCUUCGCCAGCGGGAGCUGCGGCGCCCACCUGGUGACUCUGGAGCUGCAGAGCGAGGGCACCACCGUCCUGCUCUUCCAGUUCGGGAUGAAUGCAAGUUCUAGCCGGUAUUUCCUACAAGGAAUCCUGUUGAAUACAACUCUUCCUGACGCCAGAGACCCUGCCUUUAUAGCUGCCAACACCUCCCUGAGAGCCCUGCAGGCCACCGUCGGCAACUCCUACAAGUGCAACGCUGAGGAGCACGUCCGCGUCACGAAGGCGUUUUCGGUCAACAUAUUCAAAGUGUGGGUCCAGGCUUUCAAGGUGGAAGGUGGCCAGUUUGGCUCUGUGGAGGAGUGUCUGCUGGACGAGAACAACAUGCUGAUCCCCAUCGCCGUGGGCGGCGCCCUGGCGGGGCUGGUCCUCAUCGUCCUCAUCGCCUACCUCGUCGGCAGGAAGAGGAGUCACGCCGGCUACCAGACCAUCUAGCCCGGCGCGCGCAGGCACAGCAGCUGCAGGGGCCUCUGUUCCUUUCCCUGGGCUUAGGGUCCUGUCGAGGGGGAGGCACACUUUCUGGCAAACGUUUCUCAAAUCUGCUUCAUCCAAUGUGAAGUUCAUCUUGCAGCAUUUACUAUGCACAACAGAGUAACUAUUGAAAUGACGGUGUUAAUUUUGCUAACCGGGUUAAAUAUUUUGCUAACUGGUUCAACAUUAAUAUUUACCAAAGUAGAACUCUGAGGGUGGCAAUGCUGCUCUCAAUUGGCACUGGCUCCACUAUCAUUUGACGUUAGGACUCUGGUGUUUGGUUUCUUCAUUCUUUACUGCACUCAGAUUUAAGCCUUACAAAGGGAAAGCCUCCGGCCGUCACACGUAGGACGCAUGAAGGUCACUCGUCGUCAGGCUGACAUGCUGCCACAUUACAACAGCAGAGAGGGAAACUCCUAAGAGGAACUCCAGAGAUGUGUGUCUGGAGCACUUCAGUUCAGCUUUAAAAGCCAGGACAGGCCUGGCCACACACGGCUGGCGGCCUCGUUCCAGCGGCGGCAUGUCCUUGGGCGUCUCUAAUGCUCUGCGGCUCAAGGGCUGGCACUUUUUUAAAUAUAAAAAUGGGUGUUGUUUUUAUUUUUUUUGUAAAGUGAUUUUCGGUCUUCUGUUGACAUUCGGGGUGAUCCUGUUCUGCGCUGUGUACAAUGUGAGAUAGGUGCUUCUCGUGAUGUUUCGCCGCGGCUUGGGGAUUGUACACAGGACCGGCUCACGUAAUGCAUUGCCUGUAACAAUGUAAUAAAAAGCCUCUUUCUUUUU
Molecule: messenger RNA, 1623 nt
Organism: Piliocolobus tephrosceles (Ugandan red Colobus)
Lineage: Eukaryota; Metazoa; Chordata; Mammalia; Primates; Cercopithecidae
Product: lysosome-associated membrane glycoprotein 1-like
Exons: 5
Biological process (GO): establishment of protein localization to organelle
Cellular component (GO): lysosomal membrane; plasma membrane; late endosome membrane
Source: RefSeq, a predicted model, not a curated record